UUAUAAAUUCAACAUGAAUCCAAUGAAGAUACUUUACAUAUAUUUAAUCAAGUGCAUCAUUAUAAUAGGAUUUUGCCUACCUUUAAUCCAUCCUGCAUCUGCGGCACAUAAACAUGGAGUCAAAGGAAAUAAAGCUCAAAUGAAUGAAAGUAAAUUGGAGGAAAAUACAAUCAAUGCAAAUGGAGCCAUCCCCUGCAGUUAUUGCAAAUAUAAAGUAUAUAUUAUAGCAAUAGCUGCUAUGCUAACAAUUGCAUUGCCAGGAGCAGCUGGAUGGUAUCUCUAUUACAGAAUGAAGAAAAAGAAUGAAAUCAGUGAUGAAGAAAAGGCAAUAGAAGAAUCACAGCCUGAGACCUUUAUAGCCAGAAUGAGUUUGUGGCUCUCCGCACUCAGGCCCCUCUUUGAUAAACUGAUGAAGAUAAUAGGGGAAUUACAACUAAAGACCUAUAUGUCUAAAAUAACGAUAUGGUUAUCUACAAACUGUACUCUAGAGAUGCUCAGCCUUCUCUAUGCUAAACUGAGGAAGAAGAAGACAAUCUAUGAUGAAGAAAAGGCAAUAGAGAAGUCCCAGCCUAAGGCCGCUAAACCUAAAACUACUAAAAGGGAUAAGCCUGGCACAGGCAAAAAGAUGGCCAAGGCUGAUGAGAAACUGAAAGAUGAAACCAGUGUGACAGGAAAGAAAAUAGUCAAGAAGACAAAGAAGAAGAAGAAGGCUCCUGUGACUAAAUCUGUGGGGAAGGCAAUUGAAGUGCCUUCCAUAAAACAAUCUACAGAUAAGCCAGUGAAAUCUGGGCAAAGCCCACAAAUACUAGCAAUUCCUGAAGAGAAAAUAGUCAAGAAGAAAAAGAAGAAGAAGGCUCCUGUGACUAAAUCUGUGGGGAAGGCAAUUGAAGCGCCUUCUAUAAAACAAUCUACAGAUGAGCCAGUAAAAUCUGUGCAAAGCCCACAAAUACUAGCAAUUCCUAAAGAGAAAAUAGUCAAGAAGAAAAAGAAAAAGACGACUCCUGUGACUAAAUCUGUGGGGAAGGCAAUUGAAGUGCCUUCCAUAAAACAAGCUACAGAUGAGCCAGUGAAAUCUGCGCAAAGCCCACAAAUACUAGCAAUUCCUAAAGGGAAAAAAGUGGAGAAGACGAAAAAGAAGGCGGCUCCUGUGACUAAAUCUGUGGGGAAGGCAACUGAAACUCCUUCCAUGAAACAAUGGAAAGAUGAGGAAUCCCCACAAAUACUUGCAAUUAUUAAUGGAAAACUUUGUUACACCAGUAUAGCUAAUUUAUGCAGAGACCCACCAAUGUUUGUACCAGUCUGUAUUUUCGCGGCAGAACAGGGACCUGUGGAACCAGUCGGAAUUUUAUCGACAGAACAGGUACCUGCGGAACCAGCCAGUAUUUUACCGACGGAACAGGAACCUGCAGAACCAGUCAGUAUUUUACUGACGGAACAGGAACCUGCGGAACAAGCCAGUAUUUUAUCGACAGAACAGGGACCUACGGAACCAGUCAGUAUUUUAGCGACGGAACCGGAAUCAUUGGCAGCAGUCAAUGUUUUAUCUACAGAAGAGAUACAUGUUCCAGCAGAAAAAGUUGUAUCUGUGGAACAUGUGGAAUCAGACAUGGUCUCCAUGCAACCAGUUAUUCCAGAGUUUGAACAACCUUUCAUGGAAAGCCAGAAAGAGACUCCUUCUACAUAUAAGAGAAUAACAGUUUUGAGAUGGAUAGAGGAGAUCACAGAUGAUGAAGCAUCUACUGACUAAGUGAAUGAAUUCCAGAAAUAGAUACCUGUGGAUAUUAACCCUAACACGAAAAAUGAAUUCAAAGUUUAGUUGUGGGGGACAAGGACUGGAACGGGGAUGACGCAUCUGAAUGAGGUCCGACUUUAAAGAGAACCUGUCAGGUUAGAAGUUAUUGGUAACUGAAAACUGACAGGUUCUCUUUAAAUGAACAUCCGAGCAGCAAAAUAUCCACAAAUUUCUAUAUCUGCCUCUGAAACGUGUCCCCCGAUGCUGACCCGUUCCCUCCAGUCAGAGAGUGAGGCCUAUCUUGGGCCUGUGAGGAAGUAAGCCUGCUGUCCAACACCAUGGCCAGAAGACUGCAACACCAGCUGUACCACCCAGCAAGCCACGAGUGAGACAGCGAUGGAGGGGUGAAUCCCUCAGGAUCCCCCUGCCCAAUCUGUACCUUAAUGCAACUAUUUUGUCAAACAAAUCUUAACUUGUUAAUCUUAAUUUAACAUUUUUAGUAGGUUUCCUUAGAAUGGAUAUCACUGAUUGCAAUGUUCUGUUGAUCUGGAUCCAUUACCUGAGGAAUGUUACACUAAAAAUGUACUGAGAAUGUUCCUACAAAUCAUAAUAAAUGGACAAUAAUCAAAAGUA
Molecule: messenger RNA, 2365 nt
Organism: Xenopus tropicalis (tropical clawed frog)
Lineage: Eukaryota; Metazoa; Chordata; Amphibia; Anura; Pipidae
Exons: 11
Coding region: 14-1747 (577 amino acids)
Source: RefSeq, a predicted model, not a curated record